UCUCUUGCUACAAUUCCAUAAUUUCCAUUCAUUCUCCUUAGCUGUUUGAAAGAUGGCCGAACAAAUUCCAUUCAGUCUUAUUGAGAAGCUUUUGAUGACGCUGGGGUCUUCUAUUUACGGAGAAAUUGGGUUGAUGUAUGGUGUCCGAAACGAGCUGGGAAAGCUUCAGGACAAACUGUCCAUGAUCAAAGCUGUACUUGUUGAUGCUGAGGAGCAGCAGCAGAGGAGCCAUGCUGUAGCAACUUGGGUGCAGAGGCUUAAAGAUGUUGUUUAUGAUGCUGAUGACUUGUUCGAUGACUUUGCAACUGAAGAGUUACGGAGAAAAACGGAUGUGCAGGGAAGAUUUGCUGGACAAGUAGGUGACUUCUUCUCAUCUUCCAAUCAUCUUGCUUUUCGAUUUAAGAUGGGUCAUAGAAUAAAGGAUAUUAGAGAAAGGCUAGAUGAUAUUGCAAAUGAAACCUCCAAGUUCAAUUUUAUUUCCAGUGACAUAUCUAAUGUCCCGGUAAGGAAUAGGGGGAGGGAGACGUGCUCUGUUGUGGAGAAAUCUCAUAAAAUUGUGGGUAGAGAUGAAAACAAAAGGGAGAUAAUAGAGUUGUUGAUGCAAUCCAGUACUCAAGAAAAUUUGUCAAUGGUUGUGAUUGUAGGCAUGGGGGGCUUAGGCAAGACCACCCUUGCUCAGUUGGUUUACAACGACCAAGGGGUGGUAAGCUAUUUUAAUCUUAAAAUGUGGGUUUGUGUUUCGGAUGAUUUCGAUGUAAAAGUACUGGUUAGAAAUAUCAUAAAGUCUGCAACUAAUGGAGAUGUGGAAAACUUGGAGUUAGAUCAGUUGCAAAAACGUCUUCAAGAAAAGUUAGAUAGGAAGAGGUACUUGCUUGUGUUAGAUGAUGUCUGGAACGAGGACAAAAGGAAAUGGGGUCAGUUCAUAACCUUAUUGCCUGUUGGUGCAAAUGGGAGUAAAAUCUUGGUGACCACUCGAAGCACAAGAGUUGCAUCCGUUAUAGGAAUUGAUUCCCCAUAUAUUGUGGAAGGUCUUAAAGAUGAUGAGUCUUGGGAUUUGUUUGAAAGUCUUGCAUUUAAAAAGGGAGAAGAGCAAAUGCACCCAAACCUUGUAGCCAUAGGAAAAGAAAUUGUAAAGAUGUGCAAAGGAGUUCCUCUGGUCAUCGCGACUUUAGGCAGAAUGUUGUACUUCAAAACCCAAGAAAGCCAUUGGUUGAGCAUUAAAAAAAAUAAAAAUCUUGUACUUCUUGGAGAUAAAAAUGAUAUUUUACCGAUAUUGAGGUUAAGCUAUGACAAUCUUCCCGUCCCUUUGAAACAAUGUUUUGCCUAUUGUGCAUUGUUUCCCAAAGAUUAUAUAAUUCAAAAAAAGUUGUUAGUACAACUAUGGAUGGCACAAGGUUACCUUCAACCAUCUGAUGAGAACAUUGAUUUAGAGGAUGUUGGUAAUCAAUAUUUUGAAGAUUUAUUGUCAAGGUUAUUGUUUCAUAAAGUUGAAAAUAAAGAUGAUAACAAUAUAUUAAGUUGUAAAGUGCACGACUUAAUUCAUGAUCUUGCACAAUCCAUUGUAAAGUCGGAGGUUAUCAUUGUAACAGAUGAUGUGAAGAUUAUUUCACAAAGAAUUCAUCAUGUGUCAUUAUUUACAGAACACAAUGAAAUGCUCAAGGAUUUAAUGGGCAAAUCCAUCAGGACUUUCUUUAUGGGCGACGACUUUGUGGUUGAUCAUGAUAGUUCUAUAACUAGACUCCUUUCAAGCUUAAGAGGUUCAAGGGUAAUGAAGAUGAAGAACGUACCAUAUAAGGCUCUGUCAUCUUUAGGAAAACUAAGCCAUCUAAGAUAUCUUGAUCUUUCUUAUGGGUCGUUUGAAAACCUCCCAAAUGCUAUUACAAGAUUGAAGCAUUUACAGACAUUGAAGCUUUUCUUAUGUCGCUAUCUGAAAGAAUUGCCGAGAAAUAUGAAAAAAUUGAUCAACCUGAGGCAUCUUGAGAUUGAUUUACAUAAUAAAUUAAGUUAUAUGCCACGUGGUUUGGGAGAAUUGACUAAUCUUCAAACCUUGCCAUUAUUCUGGGUAGGGAAUGAUGGUGGGGAAUCCAGGCACAAGAGAAUGGGUAGGUUGAAUGAACUGAGAUUCCUUAACAAUCUCAGAGGAGAACUAGAAAUUAAAAGGCUUUCAAAUGCGAGGGACAGUGAAGCUAAGGAAGCCAUUUUGGAGGGUAAACAGAGUCUUGAGUGCUUGAUAUUAGAUUGGGAGGGACAAGAAGCUACCGACGAGAGUGAGGAGGACGAGAGUGAGGAGGCAGUGUUAGUGAUGGAAAGCCUGCAACCACAUCCAAAUCUGAAGGAGCUCUUCAUAUUUUAUUACACAGGUGUGAGAUUCCCAAAUUGGAUGAUGAAUGAUGGGUUGGAUUUGCUGCUCCCAAACCUAGUCAGAAUUGAAAUAUCGUUUCGCAGCAGAAGCCAAGUUCUGCCACCUUUUGGUCAACUCCCUUCUCUUAAAUAUCUAGAACUUUCCUUCCUAAAUGCUGUGGAGUGCAUGAUGGAUUACCCUUCAUCGGCAAAGCCAUUCUUUCCAUCUCUGAAGACACUCCAACUUUUUGAUUUGCCUAAUUUGGAGGAAUGGGGAAGGAGGGAUGUAGCAGCAGAGCAAGCUCCUUCAUAUCCUUAUCUUGAGGAUCUACAGCUGCACAACAUCCGUACGGAGCUAUGCUUACAUUUGAUCUCUGUCUCUUCUUCAUUGAAGUCUCUGCAUAUUUGCGGAAUAGAAGAGCUAAUAUCUCUGCCAGAGGGGCUUCAACAUGUUUCCACCCUACAAACUCUCACAAUUUCCAGUUGCUCUAGUUUGGCAACUUUACCAGACUGGAUUGGCAGCCUCACAUCACUUUCAUACCUUUCCAUUCAACACUGCACUGAGUUGAGAUCACUACCAGAAGAGAUGCGAUCCCUCCGCCAUCUAUACGCACUCGAAAUCAAUGGAUGUCCAUACUUAGAUGAAAGAUGCCAAAUGGAAACUGGCGAAGAUUGGCCUAAGAUUUCUCAUAUUCCCAAUUUUUUUUUGCGUGAAAGCAGAACAACAAUAUACCACUUGAGCAAGGAGCACAUAUUAUUGAAUCCAUGUGGUAAGUGGUUAAUUCUCGUCUCUCAAGUUUCUUGAUCGUGGGAAUCUAAAUGCUUUGGGGUGCAUGGAUAACAAUAGCGACAUAUCUCCCUCAUUUUCAUUGAAAGGCAAGUUGGUUUGAGGGGAGUAUAAAAUAAGGAGAACUAGCAGGACCAUUCUUCCCAUUCCUGCCAUGAUGGAGGAAAAGAGAUGGUGGAGGGAUAGUAUCAAUAUCACUAGCAAAACAACAAAUUUGAAGGGAUUACCCAUCAUCAGCAAAGCCAUUAUUCCCAUGUCUGAGGACACUCCAACUUUUUUAUUUGCCCAAUUUGGAGGGAUGGGGAAGGAGGGAUGUAGCAGCAGAGCAAGCUCCUUCAUAUCCUUAUCUUGAGGAUCUACAGCUGGGCAACACAACUGUGGAGCUAUGCUUACAUUUGAUCUCUGUCUCUUCUUCAUUGAAGUCUCUGUCUAUUAGACGCAUAAAUGAUCCGAUAUCUCUGCCAGAGAGGCUUCAACAUGUUUCUACCCUACAAACUCUCACAAUUGAAUAUAUCUCUAGUUUGGUCACUUUACCACACUGGAUCGGCCGCCUCACAUCACUUUCAAAGCUUCGCAUUGAACACUGCCAUAAUUUGUUAUUUCUGCCAGCAGAGAUGCGAUCCCUCCGCCAUCUACACACACUCGAAAUCUGUGAUUGUCCACUCUUAUAUAGAAGAUACAAAUACAAAAUUGGUGAAGUUUCGGCUAUGAUUUCUCAUAUUCCCGAAAUUAUUAUUUCGCGACAUUGAAGCAGGUUGAGGAUAACCGAUGCAUAUGGAACGAGUUAGCUCACUUACGUCACACUCCCAAUCUAUACUAUUUUUAGCAUGUUGUCCAUACUUUGUCUCCACUAUUCAGUAGAACAACAAUACACCACUUGAGCAAGGAGCACAUAUUACUGAAUCCAUGUGGCAAGUGGUUAAUUCUCGUCUCUCAAGCUUCUUGAUCAUGGGAAUCUAAAUGCUUUGGGAUGCAUGGAUAACAAUAGCGGCAUAUCUCCUUCAUUUUCAUUGAAAGGCAAGUUGGUUUGAGGGGAGUAUAAAACAAGGAGAACUAGCAGGACCAUUCUUCCCAUUCCUGCCAUGAUGGAGGAAAAGAGAUGGUGGAGGGAUAGUAUCAAUAUCACUAGCAAAACAACAGAUUUAGAUCUGUAUAACAUCUCUUCCACAAGAGGAGCCCUAAGUGCUUACUUCUCUUAAUUUGAGUCAUUCUAUUGCAGACCAAUACCAAAGGGGUGAUGUUGAGGAUUGGAUAGGAAUCAAUUCUAAGAACUUGAGAGGUAGCAUCCAAUAUGUAUUCACCUUACUACAGCAAAGAAUCUAACACUUUGGCUUGAAAUCACUACUAGAGGGAUGUCAAAAGGAAGCAUGUGCAGAUUGAUCUGAUGGCUUAUCAUGUCCCAAGAAUUCAUAUCUACCAGUCUCAAAUAGCUAAUGCACAAAGGACCUAUUCUCUCUUUACAAUUCGGGUGCACUAUCUGCAAUGCAUGUUCUAAGGAGGAAUUAUAUUGCCUAUUGUUAGGGGAAGAAGUUGCUAGAAUCCAAUACUGUGAGAGUGUAAAUUUUGGAGUUUCUUUGUAAUUACAUUGCUUAUUUCCCAAGUUUUGUAAUCAAGUUGUUGGUUCCGAUAUCGUUGAACAUUCAUGACGUAUGGAUCUUCUAAUUUGCAGGCUCCUAUGACAUCUUUCAAACUCAACAAAGGAAAAAAGAUUGAGCUACAUGUUUGACCUCAAAGCAGAGAGAAUUAAUCAUUUUGAUGAGGUAUAUAUGGUGAGAAUCAUGUUUAAUCGAACUAUCCUUGGGACUGAUUUUUACUGGAAGAUAACCUCAUAUUUCAUAAUGUCAUUCAUUGUUGGCAUACAAAAGUUCAAUCAUUAAACAACUUAUGAAAUAAAAGGGUGGUCGAUUAAGAGAGGAAGAAUGGAUUCAAAAGUUGAUCUCCACUUCCCGCGCUUUCGAAGGCUUCAAUCAUGACUCAAAGAACAAGUUGGUUUAUUUAAAGGUUUUGGAAUCUCCUUGCAUGUUGUGGAAGUGUACUUAGCUUCUAAAUAGAAGUAGAAUUCAAAUCCAGUAUCAACUUUCAAUUACUACAAAUUGCCACUCAAAUCUCCUUACAACCUUUCUAUUAGUUGUUUCUUUGUGCUUCUUCAAUGAUACUAUUAACAUAAUUUUAUGUUACUUUUGAUGGAAUCAUUUUCUAAUAUUUGUCUAUUUGGAUAUUGUAAUUUUUGGAUGAAA
This is a messenger RNA of Vitis riparia (riverbank grape), 5364 nucleotides long. Its product is annotated as putative disease resistance protein RGA3. Gene Ontology annotation, biological process: defense response to other organism. The record is from RefSeq and is a predicted model, not a curated record. The transcript is spliced from 13 exons. Lineage: Eukaryota; Viridiplantae; Streptophyta; Magnoliopsida; Vitales; Vitaceae. Bases 53 to 3145 code for a protein of 1030 amino acids. Gene Ontology annotation, molecular function: ADP binding.